Molecule: messenger RNA, 736 nt
Organism: Bursaphelenchus xylophilus (pine wood nematode)
Lineage: Eukaryota; Metazoa; Nematoda; Chromadorea; Rhabditida; Aphelenchoididae
Source: the annotation of a GenBank genome assembly
AUGACGCCGCACGGUGCAGGGGUCCUUCUUGGGAUUCUUACAGUAAUCUAUGUGAAAGUAAGUUGCGACAACUGAACUGUGGGUGUUUUGCGGGGAUGGUGUGAAAUACAAAGGCCCCAUUUUAGAUUGGAGUGGAAGGAUGUUCGGGAACAGGCGCUUUUUGCAGAUUCUACAGUCAGUUGGAUGUUAUGGACCAGGCUCUGAUCAACGAGCUCAUGGAAGAAGUUCAGCACGCAAAACCACAGAAAAGUAAGCCGUUGUUUGGUAUCCGUAAAACGCGACUUUGAAUUAAAAAAAAAAUAUAUAAAAGUCGAAAAAAUUUUCUUCGACAACAGAUUCCUACAUCCCAAUAUAUGGGAGCUUUACAGGAGAUUCCAAAUUUACAGGAGAGUUCGGCAAAAAAGGAAGUGAGCCCAACUUUUUGCGGUUCGGCAAACGCGCAGCUCCCGCCCCCAACGCGGCCGGCGCCAAUUUCCUGCGUUUCGGUGAGUCGGAGCGCCGGACUAGCAACGGACAAGUUUCAGGGAAAUCGGGCGCGGAUCCAAACUUCUUGCGCUUCGGGAAACGAGCCACCGAGUUCCGCCUCGACGCCACCGAACCCAACUUCCUGAGGUUCGGCAAACGACCCGACCCCUCGGCCAUGAGCAACAACUUUUUGAGGUUCGGGAAACGAUCCAGCCUAGACACUCUGGAUCGGGAACAACGACAGAGCAACAACUUCCUCAGAUUUGGAUGA